Messenger RNA from Carassius carassius (crucian carp), 4438 nucleotides. Its product is annotated as zinc finger BED domain-containing protein 4-like. Bases 257 to 4003 code for a protein of 1248 amino acids. The transcript has 2 exons. Gene Ontology annotation, molecular function: protein dimerization activity; DNA binding. The record is from RefSeq and is a predicted model, not a curated record. NCBI's taxonomy places the organism in Eukaryota, Metazoa, Chordata, Actinopteri, Cypriniformes, Cyprinidae.
GCCCGGCUAGUUCGACGAGCUUCUCUGUUUUGUGCGACCUGGAUCCGGUUCUGCCUCAUCAGAUUCUACAAAUGAACACGUGAUUUACAGUAUCCUAAAUGGAAAUCAAUAUAUCUGAUGCAUCUGGGCUCAGAUAUAACAUGUUAAAGUAAACAUUUGGAUGGAAGAAAGAGCCACAUCCAUGACACUUGAACGCUUAAAAAUCUGCUUUGAAUAGAGAAAGUUUUCUUUCACUGCAGAAAAUCUUUCUGCAAUAAUGGACAGGGAGGACAACCUCUCACAGAACACUGAGGAUUUAAGUUAUGAGCAUAAUGGCUCCAAAGAUAUCAAGAGAAUAGAGGCCAAAGGAACCUGUUUAAAAAUUGAAGGGAAAGAUGGUUAUGUUUUUAAAUCAUACAGAAUUACUCCUCAAGAGGUACUGGAAGCACAUACUUGUCCCCCUGAGUCACUGGCAAAUGAUUCCUCUUUGGUGUCUUUGUCAUUUGAGGGCACAGAGGAAGAUGGAUCUGAAGUCGAUGAGCUUUCAACAGGGGAUUCAGCAGCAGAAAGUUGUGAAAAACAUGACUCUCAAACAUCUCCAACUAUUUCAAAUAGGAGCCAGAACAUUGAAAUAAAUAAUUCAGAAAUUGAAACGAGUGUAUGUAUCAAAGCAGAACCAAAUGAAACGGGUGAAAUCGCUCCGGAUGAUGAAAAGUUGUCAUUUGAUGGGGCCUUUGGCCCCUUUGCCACCAGAGGUUAUGAUGAUGAUUAUGGUAGCUUGUUCAGUGGGUACUCCAGUACUCUGUAUGAUGUUGCAAUGGAUGCUGUCACACAAAGCCUUCUAUCAUCCAUAAGAAGUCCCCUAAACCCUAGAAAAAAAUCCCCUGCUUGGAACCAUUUUUUCAUAUCACCACGUGAUAGUACCAAAGCAAUCUGUAUGUACUGUAUGAAAGAGUUCAGCCGGGGUAAAAACGAGAAAGAUCUCAGUACUAGUUGUUUAAUGAGGCAUGUGCGAAGGGCUCACCCCACUGUUCUUCUGCAAGACAGUGACUCGUUAAGUAAUUUGUCCAAUAAUUCACCUUCAAUACCUCCUAAUAUAUCACCAAACAAUGGAGACUUUUCUGUAAGCAUCAAGCCCCCUACAGACAACAAUACUCCACUGUCCUCCUUUCUAGCCGAGGCAACAGACAUAGUAUCCAAAGACUCUUUAAAAAAGGUCAAACCAAAAGCAGAAAAAAGCGUCAAGAGUGUGGUUCCAUCCCCACAUUCCAUAAACAACCAUAAUGAUGAUGCCACUGACUUGGGAAGUGAAUGCCCUGGAUCAGCCCCUAAGAGCUCAAGUUCCCGACGGCGCUCCGCAGUGUGGAAACACUUUUAUUUAUCCCCUGCUGACAGCUCGAAAGCAGUGUGUAUUCACUGUAUGAAUGAGUUCAGUCGUGGCAAAAAUGGGAAAGACUUGGGGACGAGCUGCCUUAUUCGCCACAUGUGGCGGGCCCAUCGAGAAAUAGUCAUUGAAGAAAAUGGACAGAGCUCAAGUAUUCCUCUCCCUUACAUCACUCCACCAACAUUGCUCUCUCGCACACAAGACUCCGCAGAGGUCAAAAAGGAAUUCCUCUGUUCAUCCCAUCGCUCUGAUGACAUAUCAGAUGAUGUGCCCAAUGAUGACAGUGAGCACAUGAUUCUUGAGGUUGAGGCAACUGAUACUACAUAUCGAUCUGGAGAAGAGCCCUCACAUGAUGCAUCUUUUAGACUGAAAGGGGAAAAUAUAUCUCGGUCAUCCUCACCAGAUGAACACACUGAGGAGCACAACAUAUCCCAAGAUCAGAGCUCAGUUUUUCAACAAAACAAGAAAAUAAUGAAACGGGUGAAAUCAGAAGUAUGGCAUCAUUUCGUUGUCUCACCUGUUGACCAACUCAAAGCUUUGUGUCGGUAUUGUCCCUGUGUCAUAAGUCGUGGUAAACGAGGGGACUUUGGCACAAGCUGUUUAAUGAGACAUUUGAUGCGACGGCAUCCUGAUGUUCUCAAAACCCAAAAAAGCACAAAUGACAAAGUUUCCUCACCUCAGUCUGCCCAUUGUACUCCUGCUGCAGAGGAUGACAUGGCAACAGAUGCAACGGAUAGCCCUCCUGCUGAGAACAAACACCACACCCUGCCUGUUUUCAGCAAAAAGACUUCAAAGCUAUGGAAUCACUUUUCUAUUUCCUCUGCAGACCCAACAAAGGUGGUCUGUUUGCACUGUAGCCGCACAAUUAGCAGAGGCAAAAAGACAACCAAUUUAGGCACUAGUUGCUUAUUUAGGCACAUGCAGAGAUUUCAUGGGAAUGUGCUUGAAAUUAAUAGUAAUAUCUCAGGUGAUGUGUCAUCUGCUGAAAUUCAAAUUAAGCAGGAGCUUAUGGACAUUUCUUCUUGUGAGGAGAAUGCAGAGAAGUUCAGUGAAUGCCACCCAGCUGCCAAAAAAAUAACCAAACUCAUUGCAGAAAUGCUUGCACUGGAUCUUCAGCCAUCAACUGUAGUGGAGAAUGUUGGCCUGAACAGAUUACUGGAAUACCUCCAGCCACAGUAUUCUCUCCCUUCCUCAUCCUACUUUACCAGCACUGCAAUACCAGAAAUGUGUGGAAGCGUGAAAGAAGUAGUUCUUACCCACCUCAAGGAAGCUGAAGGUGGAAUCAUCCAUUUCACGACAAGUGUUUGGGUGAGCAGCCAAACUCAGGAGUACUUGAUUCUUACAGCCCACUGGGUAACAUUUGAGUCUCAAGUUCUGCGUCAGGGACAAGAUUUCCACUGCUCAGCCCUCCUUGGUGUUUCUUCAAUUGACUGUGACUACAAUGUGAUGAACGUACAAAAGCAGCUUGAAUAUCUUUGGGACACCUGGAUUGGUUCCUCAGGCCUUAAAAUUGGAUUUACUGUAACAGAUAAUCAAACUAUUGGAAGCAUACUAGAAAGCAGUGAUCACACCACCAUGCAGUGUUUUGUUUAUAGUAUAGACCUCAUUGUUAAUGAAGCCAUAAAAAAUCAGAGGAUGGUUCAGAACUUGCUUAGUAUGGCUCGAAAAAUCUGUGAGAGAGUUCAUCGUUCUGCUAAAGCAAAGGAGAAGUUGGCAGAGCUGCAAAAAGCUUAUCUGUUACCUGAAAACCAGCUGGUUCAGGAUGUUCCUUCUAAGUGGAAAACAUCGUAUUUUAUGCUUGAGCGAUUAGUAGAACAAAAGAAAGCCAUUGAUGAGAUGUCAAUAGAGUGCAAUUUCAGGGAACUGAUAAGCUGUGACCAGUGGGAAGUCAUGCAGUCAGUCUGCAAUGCUCUUAAGCCUUUUGAGGUUGCCUGCAGAGAGAUGAGCAAUCGCACAGCAACACUAGGUCAGGUCAUUCCACUCAUUCACAUACUUAACCGAAAAAUAGAUAUGCUUUUUGAUGAGACCAUGGGGAUUGACAAUAUGCUCAAGUCUUUAAAGGAAGCAAUGGUGGCUAAAAUGUCCCCUACACUUCAUGACCCCAGGUACAUAUGGGCAACCAUGUUGGACCCAAGGUAUAAAACCUCCCUUUUUACUGAGGAAGAAGCAGAGCAGUGUAAGCAUGACCUCAUACAAGAGCUUGAGGUGUCUACAUCUAACUCUGUGGAGACAAAACCACCACUAUCAAAUGGAUGCAGUGAAAUUCCAGCUUCAUCAAACAGCUUGGCCUCAAGCAAAGAAAACCUCUGGGCUCUUAUGGAUGACAUUAGACAGAGAAUCAAGCGGGAGGAGAGACCAAAAUCAUUGGAGCUUGCAGUGCUGGAGUAUUUGGAGGAAGACAUUCUUGACCAGAGUUGUGAUCCUCUGAAUUAUUGGAACCUAAAGAAGUUACUGUGGCCUGAACUUGCCAAAGUAGCUGUACGCUAUGUGGGUUGUCCACCCAGCAUUGUACCAGCAGACACACUUUUUAGCACAUCAAGUCUCAGCUAUGCUCUGAAUCAGUCCCGGCCAUUGCUAGAAAAUCUUGAAGGACUUCUAUUUUUAAAGGUCAACCUUCCUUUGAUAUAUUUUCGGUAUUGAUGAUUGUGUAUUUAUAUUUGCAAGGCUGUUUCUUAAAAUCUCAUGAACCCUAACCUAGGACCACUGAUAUUUAAUUGAAUAAAAGAUUGCUUGAGUACUACUGUUGAGUACACUUUAUCACUGGAGUCUUAUUUCUGGUGAAAAGUUUUUUUUCAGGAAGGGGGGGGGGGUUAGCUAGCUAUAGGGUUAGUUAUUGUUUGUUGCUGUACUUUAAUUUCUUUUAGAAAAUGCAUUUUAUCUUUGUCUUCUCUCUCCUUGUGCCUUAUACAAACUACUUCAGGACAACAUGCUGUAAAUAUUAACUGAUCUGCAAAGAAUGAUGAUGAAAUUUAAAUGAUUUUAGAAAUUUUAAACCACAUGCUGAAUACUGUUUUUAUAUAAACACAUGGCCCAUAAUAAAUGCUGUGACUGAGAGAUGUUUUAAAUGCAUUUUAU